Messenger RNA from Vicia villosa (hairy vetch), 2307 nucleotides. Its product is annotated as pentatricopeptide repeat-containing protein At3g22670, mitochondrial. Lineage: Eukaryota; Viridiplantae; Streptophyta; Magnoliopsida; Fabales; Fabaceae. The record is from RefSeq and is a predicted model, not a curated record. Bases 59 to 1723 code for a protein of 554 amino acids. The transcript is spliced from 2 exons. Gene Ontology annotation, molecular function: protein binding.
AUUUUAGGUUUUUGCCACAAAUCAAACCACAGUAUCAGUCCUCAAUAGCACCCUCAAAAUGCUCUCCAAGUUCCGAAUCCUCCACCGCUUCACUCAACGCCUUUCUCCCACGAUCACCACCACACGCAGUACCAAUGUACCGCGUUUCUUCAUUCCCACCAACCCUCUUUGCACCAUUGUUACUUCACAACCUUCACCCGAAUCACCUGAACUCCCACCAUGGGUCAUGUUCUCCGACAACCCAACUCCCUCAAAUCCCGACGACGAUUUCGUCAUCCCUUCUCUCGCUCACUGGGUUGAUUCCAACAUGCUUGAAACCAAACCCAACCUCUUUCUGAAGCCAACAUUAGAGGAAAGCGCGGAACUUGAACAUGUUGAAGCAAUCAGCAGUGUUCUAAAAGAACAUUACUCUUCGCCUGAGUUAGUUUCUCAGGCACUCGAUGAUCAUGGGCUUAACGUUUCUGAUAGUUUGGUUAUGCAGAUUUUGAAGAGGUUUAGCAAUGAUUGGGUUCCGGCUUUUGGGUUUUUCAAAUGGGCAAAAACACAAACACCUUAUGUGCAUUCUCCUGACCACUAUAAUUUCAUGGUUGACAUAUUGGGAAAGUUCAAGGAGUUUGAUCUCAUGUGGGAGUUAGUGAAGGAAAUGUCACAAAUUGAAGGGUAUGUGACACUGGGUACAAUGACUAAGGUUAUAAGGAGGUAUUCAAAGAGUCAUAAGCAUGAAGAUGCUGUUGAAGCAUUUCGCAGAAUGGACGAGUUUGGCGUCGAAAAGGAUAGACUUGCACUGAAUAAGCUCUUGGAUGCUUUGGUGAAAGGACAAAAUGUUGAACUUGCACACAGUAUUCUUAUUGAGUUUAAGGAUUCGAUUCCAUUGAGCUCUGCUUCUUUCAAUAUUUUGAUAAAUGGUUGGUGCAGAGUUAGAAAAUUUGAGAAUGCGCGGAAGGUUAUGGAGGAGAGGAAGCAACAUGGGUUUGAACCGGAUGUUUUCUCGUAUAACAAUUUCAUUGAAGCUUAUUGUCACAACAAGGAUUUUCGCAAAGUUGAUGAAGUUUUGGAGGAGAUGAGGGAGAAUGGUUGUUCUCCUAAUGCUGUGACUUAUACUAUUAUGUUGCUUGGUUACGGUAAGGCAGGGCAAUUGAGCAAAGCUUUGGAGGCAUAUGAAAGAAUGAAGAAGGAUGGCAUUAAGGCGGAUACUCCAUUUUAUAGCUCAUUGAUCUUCAUUCUUGGGAAAGCUGGUAGGUUAAAGGAUGCUUGUGAUGUGUUUGAGGAUAUGCCUAAACAAGGUAUAGUGAGAGAUGUUGUUACAUUCAAUACUAUGAUUAGUACUGCUUGUGUGCACUUGAAGGAAGAGACUGCUCUUAGGUUGCUUAAGGAUAUGGAGGAAUCGUCGUGCAAGCCGGAUCUUCAGACUUAUCAUCCGUUGUUGAAGAUGUGUUGCAAGAAGAAGAGGAUGAAGGUGCUUAAGUUUUUGUUGGAUCACAUGUUUAAGAAUGAUUUGAGUCCUGAUUUGGGGACUUAUACGCUUAUGGUGCUUAGUUUGUGUAAGAGUGGAAAACUUGUGGAGGCUUGUGCAUUCUUUGAGGAGAUGGUGUUGAAGGGAUUAAUUCCAAUGCAGAGUACAGUGAAAGUAUUGGUUGGAAAGCUAGAGCUCAAGAGCAUGUUGAAGGAGAAAGAACACAUUGAUGAAUUGAUGGCACGUGUUGCAGUGGAACAAAAGAUUUAGUGCAAUUUUGGCGUAUUUGGGGCGUUAUUAAUAGGUGGCUAGGUGUGUCAGCUGUUCUUACAAAUGAUAGCUGGGUGCAUUUAGAGCAAUUUGAAGGUCUUACGGAGAGCUGUAAAAUCCGUGCUAGUAGAGCUCGAGUGAUUUGGAUGGCGACCAUUAGGAACAUAUGGAAAGCAAGAAAUAACAGUAUCUUUAAAAACAAGAUCACUUCCAUGGAUCAAUUGAUUGAAAACAUUCAGAAACAAUCUUGGAACUGGUUGAGUACCAAACACAAAUCGAUGAAGUGUAACGUAUCACAAUGGUUUCAGAAUCCAAGGAUGAUGCUCAGUUAGGUGCAGUGCAGUUGCAGAUUGUAUCUGGUGUGCGUAUGCAGAUUAGAAGGCUGUAAAUUUCUGCUGUCAAGGUGUGGUUUGCUUAGGGUAUGCAUAGUAGGGUGGAUCGUCCCGCAAGCUGUUAAGCAAGAUCCGACAGCGGUUGGGUCUAUCACUCUGAUACAUCGUCAAAGGUGGAGCUGUGACAGAUUUUUCUUUGAAUAACCAGAGCAUUGCAGUAUAUUCCCUCUGGUCCCAUUUAUAAGAAAAGAU